This is a messenger RNA of Glycine soja, 5124 nucleotides long. RefSeq lists its product as uncharacterized. The transcript is spliced from 8 exons. Lineage: Eukaryota; Viridiplantae; Streptophyta; Magnoliopsida; Fabales; Fabaceae. Gene Ontology annotation, biological process: negative regulation of DNA-templated transcription. Gene Ontology annotation, molecular function: transcription corepressor activity. Bases 518 to 4459 code for a protein of 1313 amino acids. The record is from RefSeq and is a predicted model, not a curated record.
CGGAAGCCGUUGUGAUAUUGCCACGUCCAUGAUAUGCAAGGUGGCAGCAUCGGAAGCUUGGUAUUCAACAAAAGAGAAAAUUUGGAGGGAAAAUAAAAUAUGGGGGUAAAGGCUGACACAGUUUUCGGUUUGUGUUUUUAACUUUUAUUUAUUUAUUUAUAAUCGAUAUUGGCUUAGGCGUUGCAUCUGCAAAUCACAACCCAAAAAUUUCUCCCUCUUUCGGUCCCUGUCUCUUUCUUAUACCAAUUUUCGUUUUAAUUUCCUUCUGAGUCGCAUCGCUCUCGGAUCACUUCUGGUUUUUCAGCGGGGACUUGCGUCGCACUCGCAGGCAACAAUUUACUGCGAGGUACGGAAUCCGUGAAUUUUCCGGCGAGGUAAGAUUCCGUUGAAAUUUUGCUUUGGUCCGAGGGGGAGGGUGGAACUUUGUGGAAUUAGGAUCGAUUUGGCUCCAGAUCUGGGAAUUAGGGUUUAGUUUUGGUUGCGGGUGAUGUUAAUUUUGGGGGAGAGGCUUUGGUAGAUGGAAUCCGGCUUGAGAUCGGGUGGUUCUGGGGUUGUGGUGAAGAGCAGAAGCUCAUCUGGUUGUUUAAUUGUGCGAAAGAAAGGGGAUGGGUUGGGUGCUACUGCUUCCACCUCUCGCAAGCUCUAUGAAUCCAAGAAAAGGCCAAACAUCAACGUGUCAUUGAGUGAUUCUGGAUCAAGCGAGGGGUCACUAAUACCUCCUGGUAGAAGGCUUGGUCCCGAGACUAUUCGAGUUUGCAAUGGUUUGGCUGCCUCUGAGCGGGGUGGGACUGAAAUUAGUCGAAAGAGGGAUAGAGUACAACGAAUUAAGGGUAAUGGGGAGGGUAUUGCUGCGGAGAAAGGGUUGGAGCAGUGGGAAAGAAAGCGUAGUAAGUUGGGUGUGUACGAUUUUGAUGAUUACGAUGGCAUGGAUUUGGAGAACAUGAGGAGGAGGCAUUUGGAUGGUCAUGGAGGAGGAAGCUUUAUGGGAUCAGUGCAUGCUGCUAGAAGUGGCAUUGAUAGGGAAUUCAUAACAGGUUCAAGUGGACGAAUUCUUGAUAAGAGAAAGAACUCUUACGGUGACAGACCUAGUGGCUUGUAUCUGGGAGAUAAUGUUGAUCACAGUAGGUACAAGAUAAACAGGGAUGGAGUCUGGGUACCUCUACGCUUGCAGAGGGAUAAGUUUAAUUCAGAUGAGUCGAUUAGGGUUCAGGGGAAGAAUGGUGUUUUGAAGGUAAUGGUUAAUAAGAAGAAGGUGGGUGGUCCAUCAGAACAGGAUUAUGAUCAUCACAAACCUGUGGAAGGCAGGCAAAGGUUGAAGACUGAAGAGACUGCUAAGAGGUUGAUGACUGAAGAGACUGCCAAGAGGUUGAAGACUGAAAAGGCUGCCAAGAGGAAUGUUCCAAUUCGUCCUUUGUCAUACUUGGAAACAAAACCUGUUGAGAAACCAGGAUUACUCAAGAGGCCAGAGAAUAAAAGGAUAGCAUCAAGAAAAUCGUUGUCAAGCAAGGACAGUAAGGGUGAUGAGGGGGAUUCAGAUAACAGUGACACAUCAUUGAAUUUGGGAAUAAGAAAUACUGAAGCACGGAAGCCAGCAAAAAAUGUAAUGUCUGAGGAUGAGCAGACUCCUGUGCAUGAAAAACUCCCAACCACAAGAACAAAAGAAGGAAAAAUCAAGCGUGGAAGUGGUACAGAAAAACAGAAACUGCGGGAACGAAUAAGGGAGAUGCUGCUGAAUUCAGGUUGGACCAUAGACUAUCGACCUAGAAGGAACAGGGACUAUCUGGAUGCAGUUUACAUUAAUCCAGCAGGUACAGCUUAUUGGUCUAUCAUCAAGGCCUACGAAGCACUUCAAAAGCAAUUGAAUGAAGAUGCUAAUGAGGCCAAGCCCAAAGGGGAUAGUUCUUCUUUUGCUCCUAUUGCAGAUGAGGUGCUCAAUCAGCUAACAAGGAAAACUAGGAAGAAAAUGGAGAAAGAAUUGAAAAAGAAGAAAAAAUAUGAUAGUGAAAGUGAUAAUGAAAAAGAGCCUCAAAUAAGAAGAUCUGCCAGCAACAAGCGUGAUUUGAAUAGCACAGAUAGUGAUAACAAUGAGGAGAAAUUAAGCUCCUUUAUAAAGCAGGGGAGUAAGUCAAUGAAAAAUAAAAUGUUUGAAGAUACCAUUAUGAGUGCUUCCUCUAAAAUCCAGAAUGCUACCAAUCACUCAGGUGAUGGAAUAGAAAAAUCAUUAUUUGAAUGUGAUCCUCAGAUACACGGACGGAAGAGUAAAAAACAUGGAAGAUGUACCUUGUUAGUUCGCAGUUCUAAGAAAGGAUCAAAUUCAGAAUCUGAUGGCUUUGUACCAUAUAUGGGCAAACGAACGGUUCUUUCAUGGUUGAUUGACUCUGGAACAGUAGAGUUAAGCCAAAAGGUUCAGUACCGCAGACGGAAGAAAGUCAUGCUGGAGGGGUGGAUCACAAGAGAUGGCAUUCAUUGUGGCUGCUGUAGUAAGAUCCUCACAGUUUCAAAGUUUGAGCUUCACGCAGGAAGCAAAUUGCCACAGCCAUAUCAAAAUAUAUAUUUGGAAUCUGGAGUUUCUCUUCUACAGUGCCAGAUAGAGGCAUGGAAUAGACAAGAGCAUUCUGAAAAAAUAUGUUUCCAUUCAGUGGAUAUUGAUGGCGAUGAUCCAAAUGAUGAUACUUGUGGUAUAUGUGGAGAUGGAGGGGAUUUAAUCUGUUGUGAUGGUUGUCCAUCCACAUUUCAUCAGAGCUGCUUGGAUAUACAGAUGCUUCCUCUGGGUGAAUGGCAUUGUCCAAAUUGCACCUGUAAAUUUUGUGGCAUAGCCAGUGGGAAUUCUGAAAAAGAUGAUGCAUCUGUGUAUGUCCUACAAAUUUGCAACUUAUGUGAGAAAAAAUAUCAUGACUCUUGCACUAAGGAGAUGGAUAACCUUCCUAAUAACAUCAAUACAUCAAGCCUUUCUUUUUGUGGGAAAGAGUGCAAAGAGCUUUCUGAACACUUGAAGAAAUACCUUGGUACCAAGCAUGAGCUGGAAGCCGGUUUUUCAUGGUCUCUCAUUCAUAGGAUAGACGAAGACUCAGAGGCAGCUUGCAGGGGUAUUAGCCAGAGGGUAGAAUGCAAUUCCAAGUUGGCUAUUGCACUGACUGUGAUGGAUGAAUGUUUUUUACCUGUUAUUGAUCGAAGGAGUGGGAUCAAUUUAAUCCGUAACGUUUUAUAUAAUAGUGGAUCAAACUUUAGUCGGUUGAACUAUAGUGGCUUUUACACUGCUACUUUGGAGAGAGGGGAUGAAAUCAUUGCUUCAGCAUCUAUCAGGUUCCAUGGAACUCAGAUAGCAGAGAUGCCAUUUAUCGGAACUCGCCAUAUGUAUAGGCAUCAGGGGAUGUGCCGCCGGCUUUUUUCUGCCAUUGAAUCGACACUUUGCUCUCUAAAGGUUGAAAAACUAGUUAUUCCUGCAAUUGCUGAACUCACAAAUACAUGGACAACAGUUUUUGGCUUCACACAUCUGGACGAAUCACUCAGGCAAGAAAUGAAGUCACUGAAUAUGAUGGUCUUCCCCGGUAUAGAUAUGUUAAUGAAGCCGUUAGCGGAACAAGGAAACCAUGAGGGUAAUAAAACCACAGGUUCUGAGAAAUUGGAAAAUGGAGACAAUGAUUUUAUCAAGACCAAAAUGGAAAAUAAGUCAGAUAUGGGUUCUUCGACUCCACAAGAUCCUCAUGGAAGUGAUGAUAUUAGUUCAAGUCUUGCUAAUGAGAUGAAUGAUGAAUGCAGUGACGCUUCUCAAGAACUAAACAACCAAGUUUUGGUUGAUGGCAUUAUCUGUUCCAAAUCUCAUUCUGGGGAAAUGAUGUCUGAUCCAGUUUCAGAUAGAUGUAUUUCUCUUUCUAGAACUAGUCACAGUGAACUAGAAAUGAAGAAUAAAGUAGUGGCUGCUCCUCCUGUCGAUAGAUUAAAUUCUUCGGCCAAAUGUCAAUCCAUUUCUCCGAUUGACACUUCUGUUAGUAGUCACCCAGUAGAUAUUCUGAAAGUUCAAACUUUGGUUCAGGAAACUACUUGUUCUGAUCCAUGUCCAGCAGAAGAAAACCUUGACAAGAAGUGUCACUCGUCCACUGCUAUGAAUUGUGAUUCAUCGGAGCUUGACAUUAAUCCAGUGUUGGAUUCUGAAAUGGCGAACAAUACUCUGCCUACUAAAGAGGUUUGUAUGAAUGACACUCUUGAAGUUGUUCCUUCAGGAAAUAUAUCUGAAGAGAAUAUUAUAAAGGGGAAUAAUCGAAAUGUAGGUGAAUCCAGUUCUGCUCUCAAUCAUGCUAAUGAAAGUUUGUUGCAAGUAGGAUCUGUUUCCAACGGUGAAAUUGGAUGUGAGAAUGAAAAGGAUUUAAGUUUGAACCCAAUAGUUGCUUCAAAUGAAAUGUAUUUUGAUGAAAGUGGCAUAAAUGCUUUCGGUGAUAGUUCCGAGACUGUUCUGGUCUAACAGAAUGACAGAGUCCUGUACUUCUCGUGAUACUCUCCUUAAGUUUUUUUUCAGAGCUUCAUUGCCUUGUAUGCAAGUCAAUUUUCAAGGCAUUUGAAGCUGCUGCAAUGUGCUUUCAUCUGGGUAUUAUGAAUAAGGUCUAUUGAUUUUGAGGGAAAUAUUAUUUUGUCCCGUGUCAUUGAAGUGAAUUUUAUUUUAUGUGAAUGUUUCUUCUGCCAAAAAGAUUCAACUGCAUCUGGCACCAGACCUGUUGCCGUAUAAUCAUGUGUAGCAGAAUAGUUGAAGUUACUGGGGGGAAUAUACAGCGGCUCUUCGACAGAAGCAAAUACUGAUUGUGCUGUUUCUAUUGUAUAUAUCUGAAUCUGGUAGAGUAGAUGCGGGUUUCUGCUCAAUCCCUUUGUGCCACUCAAUGUCCCCAGUAAUUCAUCAAUCAUCAUAUGACAUAGGCGAUUGUACUUUGAGCAAUUUUUUACAUAGAUUCUUCUGUUUUCUUCUUUCUUUUUUACAUAGAUUUGUAGCAUGUGUUUAAUCUGGCUUGACUAUAUUUAACGAGUAAUUGAGGGAAGCAAGAAAUUUUGUUUCUUUCAUUCCAAUCUGAGCUCCUUGUAUUCGGCUCGUGGUCCAUUUCUGCCAAAGUUCUCUAUAGAAUUUUGUCUUAAUGUGCU